Camelus dromedarius (Arabian camel) is the source of this 351-nucleotide messenger RNA. It is a transcript of the gene PPP1R1C, whose product is annotated as protein phosphatase 1 regulatory inhibitor subunit 1C. NCBI's taxonomy places the organism in Eukaryota, Metazoa, Chordata, Mammalia, Artiodactyla, Camelidae. Bases 22 to 351 code for a protein of 109 amino acids. Gene Ontology annotation, cellular component: cytoplasm. Gene Ontology annotation, biological process: intracellular signal transduction. The transcript is spliced from 5 exons. Gene Ontology annotation, molecular function: protein phosphatase inhibitor activity. The record is from RefSeq and is a predicted model, not a curated record.
UCUCUAAUUCUCAUCAUUAUCAUGGAGCCCAACAGUCCCAAAAAGAUACAAUUUGCUGUGCCUUUAUUCCAGAGUCAGAUUGCACCCGAAGCGGCUGAGCAGAUCAGGAAAAGGAGACCUACACCAGCAUCACUUGUGAUUCUCAAUGAACACAACCCCCCAGAGAUAGAUGACAAGAAGGUGACCAACACACAAGCAGAAUCACAGAAUGCCUCCCCUAAGCAAAGGAAGCAGAGUGUGUACACACCACCCGCCAUGAAAGGGGUUAAGCAUAUGAAAGGCCAGAACGAAUCAGCAUUCCCUGAAGAAGAAGAAGGCGUAAACGAAAGAGAAGAGCAGGGGGACCAUUAA